Messenger RNA from Saprolegnia parasitica CBS 223.65, 624 nucleotides. RefSeq lists its product as hypothetical. The coding region runs from base 1 to 624 and encodes 207 amino acids. The record is from RefSeq and is a predicted model, not a curated record. The transcript has a single exon. NCBI's taxonomy places the organism in Eukaryota, Oomycota, Saprolegniomycetes, Saprolegniales, Saprolegniaceae.
AUGGCGCCACCAGUCACAGGGACGCUAUCAGCGGUCGUUCGCUUGCGCCCGGAGACAACUUUGAUGCCAUCCAAUGCUGCCGCAUCGCCGCCCGUGCAUCGCGACGGGAACGGACUCGCGCUCGGCCGCUGGGAGGUGUCGCUAACGAGCUACGAUGGCUUUGCGUUCUACAUGGCCGCCUUGUGCACUUGUGUUCCGCUCGCCCAGAUAAAUGCACGCAUCGGCUUGCAUCGGUACUGGCACGUGAUCGCUCUCUACGGCACGCUGCACGUUGCGUCGUGGGUCCUUGGGUACUAUUGGUUUUUGGACAGUAUCUGGCCCAACGUGUGCGGGCGCGGCCUCUUCGAUGCACUCUCUACGCCAUGGACGUUUGGCGUCGGGACGUCCAAGUCGAUUGCGUGGUAUGCCACUCUUUUGCUCGCAAUUGCCUAUCGCAUACAUCUGCGGUGGCGAUUGCGUCGACUCUUUGCGAUUCCUGGGCACCUCUACCAAGACGCGAUUGCGACGGCAUUGUGUAGUUGCUGCGUCAUCUCGCAAAUGGCCCAGCACACGACUGCGUACACGCCUGGCGAGCUAAUCUCGAUCAUGCCCAAGGACACGUUACCCGGCUAUGAGGUCUUGUAG